Alnus glutinosa is the source of this 1388-nucleotide messenger RNA. RefSeq names its product zinc-finger homeodomain protein 10. Gene Ontology annotation, molecular function: DNA-binding transcription factor activity; transcription cis-regulatory region binding. The record is from RefSeq and is a predicted model, not a curated record. Gene Ontology annotation, biological process: regulation of developmental process; regulation of DNA-templated transcription. Lineage: Eukaryota; Viridiplantae; Streptophyta; Magnoliopsida; Fagales; Betulaceae. Gene Ontology annotation, cellular component: nucleus. Bases 266 to 1240 code for a protein of 324 amino acids. The transcript has a single exon.
UAUUAUCGACUGUCAUCACUGCUCAUCAUCAUCAUCUUCUUCCUCCUCUACUUCCUCUUCUUUUUCGUCACCCAAAAUCGAAUUUAUCUUUGCUCUCCCCAACUCCACGCCUAUUCUUCCAUUUUCUCCAACAUCCCGCAACUUUCAUGGAUAGAGAUACUUCUAAUCUUUGCAAAAACAACCUAACCCCAUCAAAUCCUUAAAAGCUAGCUCUUUUCUUUUUUUAUUUUUAUAAAUUCUUUUGGGGACCCUAGAUGUUAGAGCGAUGGAUAUAACCCCCACCAUCACCACCACCACUACCACGACGACCGGUGCUGCAAAAUCCCCAGAAGCUGACAGUGAGACGCCAACCCGGAUCCAACCGUCCAAGCCCUUAUCUUUCUCCAACGGCGUACUCAAACGCCACAAUCCCCACCAUCAGCAGUAUCAACACCACCACCUCGCCAACCCGCAACUAGUUGUCACCUACAAAGAAUGCCUCAAGAACCAUGCAGCCUCUUUAGGAUGCCAUGCUCUGGACGGCUGCGGCGAGUUCAUGCCCUCCCCUUCUGCCACCUCCGCUGACCCAACAUCCCUCAAAUGCGCCGCCUGUGGCUGCCACCGCAACUUCCACCGCCGCGAGCCGGAGGACCCAAUCUCCGCUACCACCACCACCACUCAUGUCAUUGAGUACCAGCCCCACCAUCGCCACCACCCUCCGCCGCCGCCGCCACCAGCCUCGAAUCGGAGCCCCAAUUCAGCUUCCCCACCACCGAUCUCGUCCUCCUACUACCCCUCCGCGCCCCACAUGCUUUUGGCUCUCUCUGGGGGCCUACCAGCUCCGCCGGAGAGCGCAGCUGAGCCUACAAACGCUUUGGCCACGCUGAGCCCGAAUGCUAGAAAGCGGCACAGGACCAAGUUCAGCCAGGAACAGAAAGAGAAGAUGCACCAGUUUGCGGAGAGAGUGGGGUGGAAGAUGCAAAAGAGAGACGAGGAAUUGGUGCAAAAGUUCUGCAAUGAAAUUGCGGUGGAAAAGGGUGUGCUGAAGGUGUGGAUGCACAACAAUAAGAACACCUUUGUGAAGAGGGAUGCGAAUGGUGGUCAGAACAGCAACAUUCUUGAGCACACCCACACCCACAACAACGGCAACACCACGACCGCCAACAACAACGAAAACAUCAACCUGGGCGAGAACCCGAAUCACUAUCAGAGUGACAGCGGGGCUCAUGGUGCUACUAAUGGGUCAUCUUCGUCUUCUUGAUCUUUGAUGGAAUAAUAAGGAGGUGUUAGAUUAUAGGGUAAGACUCUUUGGGGUAUUAAUUAAUUGUAGUCGUUUCUUGCUCAGUUUAAUUGUUUUUUUUUUCUUAGUUUAUAUUAAUGAGAUGAUGAUCACUUUGUUGAGGAUAUCA